Messenger RNA from Lolium rigidum, 1041 nucleotides. Its product is annotated as DNA repair protein XRCC2 homolog. Gene Ontology annotation, cellular component: Rad51B-Rad51C-Rad51D-XRCC2 complex; replication fork. The record is from RefSeq and is a predicted model, not a curated record. Lineage: Eukaryota; Viridiplantae; Streptophyta; Magnoliopsida; Poales; Poaceae. Bases 1 to 1041 code for a protein of 346 amino acids. Gene Ontology annotation, molecular function: ATP-dependent DNA damage sensor activity; DNA binding; ATP binding. Gene Ontology annotation, biological process: double-strand break repair via homologous recombination. The transcript has 10 exons.
AUGGCCGGAGAUGCAGGUUGUGGCCCCCGCGAAUGGCUCGCCGUUGACGAGACGGCGGCGGCCUUUCUCUCCCGCUCCCUCUCCACGCGGCCCCCCAUCCUCCUCCCGCCGCCGCUCCACCGCGCGCCGCUCCGCCCGGGCAAUGUUGUCGAGAUCGCUGGUCCGUCCAACUCCGGCAAGUCCCAGCUGCUCCUCAUGGCUGCAGUGCAAUGCAUAUUACCGAAGGAGUGGGAAGGCGUCUAUUUCGGGGGCCUGGGGAAAGCAGUCAUGUACAUCGACUUGGACUGCCGAUUUGAUGUGCUGCGGCUGGCUCAAAUUCUGAGGAAGCGCAUCACGCAGGGUUGCGGUUCAGCACAUCCACCAAGUGAAGACUUUGAAAAGGAUGUCUCAAAAGAUAAAUUCCAUUCUUUUCAAGACACACUGUUUUCUGACUGCAUGAAGCGGUUCCUGUAUGUACGGUGUUACAAUAGUUCCGAGCUUAUAGCUGCUUUGAAGAGUCUAAAUUCUCAAUCUGAAGCAAGGAGCAAAGUUUUUGGUAUCGGUAUAUAUUUCCUUCUGUUAGACAGCAUUGGUGCUUUCUACUGGAUAGAUCGUGCUCCACAACCUACCACAGAGAGUAAAGGGACAACUAUAUCAUUUCAAAGCAUCACUGAAAAUGUUGUCCAAGAGAUACGCAAGUUUUUGCAACUUCAACCUGUUUUGGUGUUGGUCACAAAGGCACCUACUUAUGGUGAAGGAAUCACAGCAUCAAACGACUUCCAAAGGGGUUCUUCAAAAUACAUGCUAGACGAUUCAACAGCUUCGAGAUACUCAAAACGGGAGGAAGAAAAAAAUAGUUCAUGUCGUGAAUACAUGCCAUCAGCAUGGCAGACACUUGUUACACACAGGAUAAAGUUGCAAGAUUUAGCACAAGAAGCAGGGUUCUCCUCCGAGCAGGAUAACGAUGUGCUUUCUGUACAUACUUCUGAGUGGGUGCACCCUCCCCUGAACACAAAAGAGAAGUUUUAUAUUAAGGAUGAUGGUGUUGGCUUUAUACAGUGA